AUGCCCUUCUCCUUGGAGGAGUCCAAAGGCCCCGUGCCGCGAUCACUGUUGCUGUGGCACACAGGCACAAACAUCGGUGGGUACCAGAGCAAAAACGGAUGGAUGCAAGAGGUCCUCACCUGGGAGGUCCUCACUAGUCCGCGAGAGGUCCUCACCCGCACCCGGGAGGUCCUCAUUGGCGUACACAAAGACGCGUUUGGCUCGACGGCGGUCGAGUGCACGGUCCACGGAGCUAAGUGCCUCGCCGUCCUCGCCGGAGGCGUGCCUUACAGCCCGUCGGUGAUCGGUCCGGCGCUGAGCGAGCUGCGCGAGAGCAUCAACGGCGUCCUCCUCGACGUGCGACUCCUCUCGCUCUACCUCAACGCGGGCGUGUUUGCGCUCGCGCUGAUCUGCGGCCUUCUGCUCGGCGACCAGUCGCGGCCGGAUCUGCCGCGCGACGAGCGCGAGGGCGACGACGGCCUCUACCGCACGAUGCCGGCGGCGAGAGCGGCCACGUGGGACCGCGGCGGGCCGACCUUUCGCGGCGGCGGCAGAGGCGCGCUGUCCGAACGCAGCUCUUUGCCGCCGCCGCCGCCGGCGCAAAAGUUCGUGGACGAGCUGCGGCCGUCGCGUGGUGCCUUCACCGCCGUCUCCGCAGGCCUGUGGGUCGAGUUCGUUCUCUGCGUCGCUCUCGACACGCUCGGCACCGCGUCCUACUUUUACCCGCUGGGAGAGUUUUUUGUGGACGGCGGCUUCGCCUUCGCCUACGCCUUCGCCAUCGAGCUCUUCUUCGACUGGCCUGCGAUGGCGCUGUUUGGCUUUUGGGAGGAGGCGCUUCCGUAUACGGACGGCAUCCCCAGCCCGCCACCCCCGCCUGGGCUCGCCACUACUGUGACCGUGAUUGCUCUUCUCCUCGCUGUGACAAUAGGCAUCCCCACCGCCACCCUCGCCUGGGUCCUCACCGUGUGCGGCGUGCGGUACGCCAUGCAGGGGCGCACCGCCAGGGCGGGCGUGCGCCAGGGGAAGGACCGAGGCACUUUGCUGCUCGUCGACCGGCUGGCAAAGGGGCGGGGCGAGGCGCUGCGAGAGAAGCGGCCGGCUCGCUGGUUCGACGACCAGUGGGGCUAUCUUGACGACCCCGCCGCCGCCAAGGGGGCCGACACGAGCCCGAUCCUGCGGGACCGCUCCGGCAACGCGCUGCCGUGA
Molecule: messenger RNA, 1185 nt
Organism: Emiliania huxleyi CCMP1516
Lineage: Eukaryota; Haptophyta; Isochrysidales; Noelaerhabdaceae
Exons: 5
Coding region: 1-1185 (394 amino acids)
Source: RefSeq, a predicted model, not a curated record